UCCUAGCCGCGCGGCUGUCCCUAUCCGGCCGUGCUCCCCAGCUGUCUCUGCUGUCCCGCCGUGCACCCGCCGCUGUCUCCCCGUGUGUCCCAGCUGUCUCCAAGAGGUCCUCCUCCGGUUGUCGCCUGCCAGCGGCUUGGGAGUCGGAGAGGUACCAGGGCAGGCGCUGUCCAGCCCGAGCCGGAGCACAGCUGUGAGGGUCGAGGCGCGGGGACGUCCUGGCGGCCACCAUGGUGGCCACGUGCCUGCAGGUGGUGGGCUUCGUCACGAGCUUCGUGGGCUGGAUUGGCAUCAUCGUGACCACGUCCACCAAUGACUGGGUGGUGACCUGCGGCUACACCAUCCCCACAUGUCGCAAGAUGGACGAGCUGGGCUCCAAGGGGCUGUGGGCUGACUGCGUCAUGGCCACCGGGCUGUACCACUGCAAGCCCCUGGUGGACAUCCUCAUUCUGCCGGGCUACGUGCAGGCAUGCCGAGCCCUGAUGAUUGCCGCCUCGGUGCUCGGGCUGCCGGCCAUUCUGCUGCUGCUGACGGUCCUGCCCUGCAUCCGGAUGGGCCAUGAGCCCGGUGUGGCCAAGUACAGGCGAGCCCAGCUGGCUGGUGUCCUACUCAUCCUGCUGGCUCUCUGCGCCAUCGUGGCCACCAUCUGGUUCCCCGUGUGCGCGCACCGCGAGACCACCAUCGUGAGCUUCGGCUACUCCCUGUACGCGGGCUGGAUCGGCGCGGUACUGUGCCUGGUGGGCGGCUGCGUAAUCGUCUGCUGCGCCGGAGACGCCCAGUCGUUCGGAGAAAACCGCUUCUACUAUUCCUCGGGCUCCAGCUCCCCGACUCACGCCAAGAGCGCGCACGUGUAAGAGGCGCCGGCCGGGAGGCGCUGCAGGUGCGGCCAGGGCUGGGCCGCAGCCACCGCGGCGAGAAGCCCGCUCCUCUGCCGGGCUCCGAAGCCAAAGGUCUAGAAAAGCGUCCUGGCGGGCGUUUGUAGUCGUAGCCCCUCCCCCGUCUCUAGCUCCAUAAUGCCUCACUUGCUUCUCAUGGCAUUGCCCACUAUUAGCUUUUUUUCUGGGCAUUCCUUUGUUGUUUAUUAAAAAUACAUGUGUAUAUAUUUUGUUUCUCUCUGAAUCUUAAUGCCUUGCAGACAUUGCUGGGUUGGGUGGGGGUGGGGCAGAGAAAUAAAGACACUUUUGACACUGUCACGGAUGACAGCGACCCUCUGUCUCCCCCUCUGCAGUUCCAAGGUCAUUUACCUACAAGUGAUAAGAACCCAGAAUUGGGGACACAGG
Molecule: messenger RNA, 1280 nt
Organism: Otolemur garnettii (small-eared galago)
Lineage: Eukaryota; Metazoa; Chordata; Mammalia; Primates; Galagidae
Gene: CLDN11
Product: claudin 11
Exons: 3
Coding region: 231-854 (207 amino acids)
Biological process (GO): bicellular tight junction assembly; cell adhesion
Cellular component (GO): bicellular tight junction; plasma membrane
Molecular function (GO): structural molecule activity
Source: RefSeq, a predicted model, not a curated record